This is a messenger RNA of Coprinopsis cinerea okayama7#130, 897 nucleotides long. RefSeq lists its product as hypothetical. NCBI's taxonomy places the organism in Eukaryota, Fungi, Basidiomycota, Agaricomycetes, Agaricales, Psathyrellaceae. The record is from RefSeq and is a predicted model, not a curated record. The transcript is spliced from 22 exons. The coding region runs from base 1 to 897 and encodes 298 amino acids.
AUGUCCGCUCUCCAGGACCGCUUGGUCGUGGACAACACGAUGGGGGCCUCUAUGAUUGGAGUUAUCUGUGCAUCCGUUCUUUACGGCGUUUCUUGCGUUCAGACCUGGUAUUACUUCAACCAUUACCGGAAGGAUGUUUGGUACAUUAAAUCUUUGGUCGGAGCCGUGUGGAUGUUCGACACCAUCCACCAGAUACUCAUCUCACACACCGUUUAUUACUACGUGAUAACGAACUACAACAACCCCUCCAUUCUCAAUCGCCUCGUUUGGAGCAUCUUGCUCGAGGUCCUAUUCAACGGAUUCAUUGGAUUACUUGUUCAAGGCUUUCUGACCUUGCGCGUUUGGAAACUGAGUGACGAGAACAUUCCGCUCACGGUAGUCAUUUCGCUUCUGGUUCUUGCUGAAUUCGCUUGCUCAGCUGCAUUCACCGUCGAGUCGCUGAAGCUUCGGACUUGGGAAGACCUUGGAAGUUUGAAAGGACUUUCAAUCUCGGUGAACAUCAUCGGCGUUGUGGCCGAUGUUGUCAUCGCAGGAGCGCUGUUCUAUUUCCUUCAGAGAUCGCGGACAGGUUUCAAGAAGUCAGACUCUAUGAUUAGUAGACUGAUUUUGGCAUGGGGUCAGACCCUUAUUUAUGUCGCCUUCUACUUCAGCAUCGGGCGUUUGUAUAGCAAUUCUGUUCUUGCCACAUUGAAUGCUCGAAAGAGUAUACGGGGCCUUGGUGAAGACAGUGACGAACUUUCCUUCUCUCUUCAAUCAUUCCCGAAAUCAGGUUCUAGGCCACUGACAUCGAGCCGGCCUACGAAUAUUUCCAUCAAGAUUGAUACAAUGCAGGAGUUCCCUGCUACUGAAAGUCAAACUCAAGAACCUGAAUCAGCCGUAACUGACGGCUCGUUUUAG